Colletotrichum scovillei is the source of this 1304-nucleotide messenger RNA. RefSeq lists its product as uncharacterized. Lineage: Eukaryota; Fungi; Ascomycota; Sordariomycetes; Glomerellales; Glomerellaceae. Bases 171 to 1109 code for a protein of 312 amino acids. The record is from RefSeq and is a predicted model, not a curated record. The transcript has a single exon.
CCUAUCCAAUCCAGGGCCGCCCUCGAGAAAUUCUCAGGUUCAACCAUCCCAACAGCAGAGCAGCUUGCCCAUCUCAAGCCACGAAUUGACUCCAUUCCCAAUCCCGCCUGCCGACAGCCCUUUCACAACCAGGCGACUACGGCCCCGAAUACCCCAUUAAGCCGGCCGCAAUGUCGUCACGAUGCUCCUGCGCGCGGCUGACGCGCCUCCCGACCACAAUCGUCCCCAGACAAGCCAACCUCAACCUCACACGACCCUUCUCCUCUACGACGGCCCAGCUCAAGGUGCCCCCCCAACACCCAGACUGGAUCAAGGUCCCGACGCCGCCCCAAUCCCAGGCCUCUGAGGAGAAGCCCCCCAUCAUCAAGGGCACCCUCCCCACGCCCCGCGACGUCUUCCCAGCAAAGGAGAACGAUCGCAAAGUCCAGCCCGAGUACCUCCUCGAGACCGCACCCGCGCCCACCAGCGCCUCCUCCACGAAGCCCGCCCCUCCCGGCUCCCGCCUCGAGCACCGCCGCCGCAUGGCCGAGUCCCGCCGCGAGAACCUCGGCAUCGCCCUCCAGGGGCUCUACCAGCGCAAGCAGGAGGGCGUCGAGACCGUCACCGCCGAGAGGCAGCGCCGCCUCCGCGACCACCAGCGCGCCGCCCUCGCCCCCGAGCGCGCAGACGACCGCCUCACCCGCGGCUCCGUCCUCUCCUCCCUUGUCGAGUCCGCCUCUGUCGCGCCCAACAAGGACCGCUACGACCAGGCCAACGCCAGCAAGGCGCGGACGGCCAGGCUCGCCGCCAAGAAGAGCGAGGCGAGACAGGACGCCCUCAUGGAGCUGUACAUCAACGCCUCCAAGUUCAUCGUCACCGAGGAGGAGCUCGGCAAGCAUCUCGACCAACUCUUCUCCGAGGACUUCUGGAAGCGCCAGGGCAAGUCCAUGGCCCACGACGCCGACAACGCCUGGGACGUUUGGGGACAGCCACCGACAGUGCAGUCCAUGCUGGACGACAUGCUGAGAACGCAGCAGCGGGCCAUCGACUUCCAGACGAGCGACCAGGACAGGACCGUCAAGAGGCAGAAGUCGAUUGCCGAGGAGCUGACGGGCGGCAAGAUGGAGUAAAGGGGUUCACACGUCAGAAAUGGCCCGCCGCUCAGCUUUGGAGAGUCGGCACAUUCGGUGGGUUGUAUCAAAAAUAUCAAAAUGGUGUUUUGACCGUUGUAACAUCUCACAUUUGUACGUUGUGGUGGCUUUGGGUCAUAGUCUCUGCAUAUCACCAUACCAAAAUUUCGGUUGCAGGGCCGCCGUAGAGCGCAC